CAGACUUUGUUUAUCUUCCAGGCUGUUUGUUUGAAAUGCACUCCGACUAGUUCACUCUCGCCCCCCUUAAGCGUUUGUUAUUGAACUCUUCCCAGCCGUAAACGCUGAGAAGAGCGCGAAACCUUUGCGCUUCACCCCCUUCACUCUGUAGCAUUUCUGGCCUUUUUGUGAUUCAAUUUCAUAUUUUUUUGUGUGUUGUCUUCGGCUGACACCGUGUAGCACGAAAAAAAGAAGGCCAGGACUCCCGAUUUUCUCUCUACAUCACGUGCCACUUGUCAAAACACUUUUUUAAACUAAACAGCUUGUUGUGCCGACGUCUGGCUAGCAGUUUUGUGGGAAUUUGUUGCAGCUUGCUCGACAGUACGAGUGCAGGAUUUUUUUAAAUCGAGCAUUUGAGCGUCAUGGCGACUGAAGUGGAUACGUGGUCCAACGCUCCAGAAGCCGACGGGAUGUUCUCUUUUGACCACAACCUGGCAGAGGCUAACCAUCCGUACAGCGGUGACGAAGACGUGCUGAAUGAAGCGGAGGUGAACGGUAACUGGACACCUCAGGAGAAGGCACUCCACGAGGCCCGGCUCAAAGCCAAAGCCAAGCGUCGCCUGCGCAAGUCCUCAUCUCGCAACUCCACCAGCGAGUCCUUCUCUGAGUCAGGAGAUAUGGCAGGAACUGACCCAAACAGUCCAAAGGGCAAAGUCAACACCAAUGACCGCAAAUCCAGGACGGGAAAAGGCAGAGGCCUGCCAAAAAAAGGUGGGGCAGGUGGCAAAGGAGUUUGGGGAGCUGCUGGGAUGGUUUAUGAAGAUGAGGAGCCUGAUGUUCGGGACCCCAACUAUGAUGAAUCUGCUCAGGGGGACACAGUUUAUGCAACAGUUGUGCCCGAGGUAGAUGAGAAGGAACUGGAAAAAAUGGUCAACCCAAUUGUACAGGAGUACUUUGAACAUGGAGACACAAAAGAGGUCCAGAUGUUGCUGAAGGGACUCAACUUGGGCCCACACAAGUAUGAGUUCUCCUCCCUGGCUGUGUCCCUGUCUCUUGAAGGUAAGGCCAGUCACAGAGAGCUGACCUCCCGCCUGCUGUCUGAUCUGUCGGGCAAGCUGCUGUCACAAAGUGACAUGGCCCGCGCCUUCGACAAGAUCCUCAAAGAGCUGCCAGACCUUAUUCUGGACACACCCGAGGCUCCUCAGAUGUUAGGCCAGUUUAUAGCCAGAGCCAUAGCGGACCACAUCCUCCCCAUGUCUUUCCUGGACUGCUACAAGGGCAAAGUGGACUGUGAGCAUGCCAGAGUGGCUUUAGAUCGUGCCGCGGUGCUGCUGACCAUGAAGAGGGAGAUGGUUCGUCUAGAUAAUGUGUGGGGUGUGGGUGGAGGCCUGAGACCUGUCAAACUUCUCGUCAAAGAGAUGAACCUCCUGCUUAAGGAGUUCCUGGUAUCAGGAGACGUGACGGAGGCAGAGCGCUGUCUGCGGGACCUGGAAGUCCCACACUUCCACCAUGAGCUGGUCUAUGAGGCUAUAGUGAUGGUGCUGGAGUCAACAGGAGACACAGCCAGUCAUAUGAUGAUUAAGCUGCUGCAGUCCUUCUGGAAAACGGGCCUCAUCACUGUGGAUCAGAUGAACAGGGGUUUCCAGCGUGUUUAUGAUGAGCUCCCUGAAAUCAACCUUGAUGUUCCGCAUGCCCACUCUAUCAUGGAGACCUUUGUGGACCUCUGCUACCAGGAGUCUGUCAUCACCAAACAACUGAGGGAUGCCUGUCCCUCCAGAGGGCGGAAGCGUUUUGUAAGCGAAGGAGAUGGAGGAGUGAUCAAGAACUGAUCUACAAGAAGAAGAGGAAGAGCAGCAGCGGCAGGAGAAGGGGUGUCUACAGGUUCUCACACCUGGUUUCCGCUGCAGCAUGUUUUCCCUGAAACCUGAGAAUGCUGGCAGUCUAAAGUUUGCUUGUUCCUCUUCUUAUAAUGUUGUCAUUACACAAACCAGCGUUGACGUUCGGUGAAAGUAGACUGAAAAGUGGCCUGGGCGUUCAGUUCCCUUCAUCUUGUUAAUCACUGUUUUUGACUCUUUUUUUUUUUUUUUUUUUUGUAACAAUAUUGUUUAUUUCUGUGGUUAAUGCGCCCAUCUUGCCUCAGUCUCUGUACCUGUUCCUAAUAAUAAUGAUAAUAAAAGUCAGAGCGGCAGAUAGACAUGGGGGACAGGCUGGGGAGUGGUGGAGAUGAAUUAGUUUGGUUUUGUUUCUUGCUUUGCUUCACCUGUUGCCAUUUGUGUAUUUUUUUUCUUUCCUGUAAUGUGCUAUAAAUGAAAAAAAGCACUUAAAAGACAGAGCAUAAUGUACAGUCAGUGAACACUUUGUAAUUUAGCUCAACAAAGAUUUAAAAAAAAAUUCCCUGCCACAAAUUAUUUUAAGGACAACAUGAUUUGUACCUUCUGGUUCAAGUUGAUCUAUGAUUUUUAUGAACAGGUGUUCAUUUUGUUUUUUUGCAUCUCGGUCUCUUAGGCCAAAUGUUCACUAGUUAAUGCACAGCAGGCAAAGCAAAAAGUGUUGGGCACUGGUUGGGAGUUUAUUUGAAACUAGCAUUAGGGCAAAUAUACUUCGAAAGCCCUUUUUGAAAAAUAAGAAUAAAUUGGGGUUAAUGUUUCUUAAAAAAAAAAAUUAAAUAAACAGCAAUAUUUUGAGCACUCUUCACUUUUCUUACAAUGAAUCAAUCUGCAGCUCACAUGGUCAGCAGUGGAUUCUGGACAGGCAAUCUUACAAUAUGAUGCCACACCUUCUAUACAGAGCAGGAUUAAUCUAGAAAUUGUCUUUAAAUUCUGAAUCUGUUUGUGUCUGUGAAAUGGCAACCCCAGCUUUUUUUUGUUUGUUUUAGAAGAUAUGUUAAUCAUAUUCAGAUUGACUGCCGCUGUCUGUAACUGUUUCACAUGUUGACCAAAGUUUUAAAGAUGUGGCUAAGAAAUAUAUUUCAUUCAUUAAAAAGCAACAAAAUGGA
Molecule: messenger RNA, 2974 nt
Organism: Micropterus salmoides (largemouth bass)
Lineage: Eukaryota; Metazoa; Chordata; Actinopteri; Centrarchiformes; Centrarchidae
Gene: pdcd4a
Product: programmed cell death 4a
Exons: 11
Coding region: 402-1808 (468 amino acids)
Biological process (GO): negative regulation of DNA-templated transcription
Cellular component (GO): cytosol; nucleus
Source: RefSeq, a predicted model, not a curated record